Molecule: messenger RNA, 1836 nt
Organism: Helobdella robusta
Lineage: Eukaryota; Metazoa; Annelida; Clitellata; Rhynchobdellida; Glossiphoniidae
Exons: 7
Coding region: 691-1836 (381 amino acids)
Biological process (GO): transmembrane transport
Cellular component (GO): plasma membrane
Molecular function (GO): water channel activity
Source: RefSeq, a predicted model, not a curated record
UGCCAAGUUGAGGUCUAUACAUUUGUGUGUAUUUAAAGCAGUAAUUAAAUUUUUAAUGAGGUUUUUGUAUUAAUGUUGUUGUUGUUGUUGUUGUUGAUGUUGUUGAUGCAAUAAUAGUAAUAGUAGUAGUAGUAAUAAUAAUAAUAAUAAUAAUAAUAAUAAAUUAUAAUUUUUUGACCGUUGUUAGUGUAAGUGCAAUAAUUAAUUUAUUCUAUUCAUUUUAACAUGCCAUAUGCAUAAGCAUAAUAAAAAUAUGAAGGCAUAAUAAUAACAACAACAACAAUAAUAAUAAUAAUUAUUAUUAUAACAAUAAUAAUAAUAUAUUAUUCCACAAGUUUGUUUAUGCUGAUCAGUGAACCUGCAUUAACUAGCGAACACUUGAAUAGUUUAUAAAUAAAAAAAAACUUGUUCAUCAUCGUCGUCGUCUUCUUCAUCAUCUUCAAAUAUACCAUUACAACCCGUUAAACACGCACACACAUACACACACACACACACACACACACACACACACGUCAUUAUAUCGGCAUCCAAAACCGUAUCUCACAUACCGAUAAAAAACCGUAUCACUUCAUUUUUAUAGUGGAUCGACAACCGACAGACAAAAUUCCAUCUCCACUGAAACUAAACCGCGGUCGCUGCAGCGGUCUACAAAACUUUUUUUUCCGUCUCGGCGACAGCCUAAAGUCCAGCAUGACUCGUCUCCUAGAAGAUGUGAAACACUUUAAAUUUUGGAGGUGUCUAUUGGCUGAAUUUGUGGGGUCGAUGGUUUUGGUGCUGGUCGGUUGCGGGGCUUGGAUUCACACCCCGAACCAAGAGCACCCUGAUUCGGUCAGGAUUGCCCUGGCCUUUGGACUGACGUACACUGCGCUGCUCUAUGUUUUCAAGUCAAUCAGUGAAGGUCAAAUAGUCAGCUCAGUGACCUUGGCAUUACUGGCGACAAGACGAACAAGCGUGAUGCGGUCACUGCUUUAUUUAGUGGGUCAGUUGUUGGGGGCUGUCCUAGGGGCAUCCUUCGUCUUCGGGGUCACAAGUUUUGAGCAGAGGAACUCUACCUACCACCGGAUUGAAAGCCAUGCGUUCGGGGUGGAAUUUUUCGCCACGUUUUUCUUCGUCUUCGUCUUCUUCGCCUGCUACGACAAGAAAGCACCGGAGGAUGGAGGCGUGCCAGAAAGCGUCUGCCCCUUCCUCAUAGGAGUAACAUUCGCGGCCGCAUCGCUCUUUGCUAUACCGUUUUCUGGUGCAAGUAUGAACCCCUCGAGAAGUUUCGGGCCGGCUCUGAUUGGCGGAGUUUGGAGCAAACAUUGGGUCUACUGGUUCGGCCCAAUCCUUGGCGGGGUAUUCGGAGGGGCCCUCUACGAUCUCUUCUUCUCACAAAAAGCAUCCUUCGAGCGCCUGAAAUCCUGCUUCCUUGUCUUCCACAGAAAGGAAACGCCACAGCAGCAGCAGCAACAGCAGCAGCCGAUAAACCACCAGGGCGGUGAUGAAGAGGAUGAGAGACGAGAUGUAGAAGCAGGGCUAAAACACCACGCCCGGAACUACCAGCCAAUCAUAACAGCAAAACCCCCGAAACCACCAAAAUCAGACGGGCCGAAAAGAGGAAUAAGAUUUCAUCAGCCCCUUCUUUCGCAACACCCCCCUCCUCCAUUACCACCUCCACCCAAUUUCUCCAGUGGCCACCAACCGACAUGUCUGCACUCUGCCAAAAUUAAAAGUCACUUCACUAAAUCUCCUAAUCUGACGGACUCCCCCAACUACGCUAAUGUCUCUUACGAAGAUUUCCUCAAGUCAACUAGCAAGGAAAGCGCUGUUCAGUGUAAUUGCGCUGUGCCGUAUUGA